CACACACACAGGCACUCACACUCACAGGCAGCCACUGCUGCACUGAGAGAAGGAAAACACUAAAGAGAGGUGUAGCUAAAGAGAGGUGGGUUAAAAAAGAAUAAAGAAGAACAAGAACAAGAGACAUUGUUGUUUGUUUUGCCGGCCGGAGUAAUGGAGGUGUGUAGUAGCGUGGUGUUGGGAGGCCUGGUGUUGGUUCUACUGUGGUUGUUGAGGAGACAGAGACAUGUCCGUCUACCCCCCGGACCCCGCGCCCUGCCGCUGCUAGGCAACCUGCCUCAGAUGGACAAACAGGCCCCCUUCAAGACCCUCACCAAGUGGAGUGGUGUGUAUGGGCCAGUGAUGACAGUGUAUUUGGGGCGCCAGCGGGCCGUGGUGCUGGUGGGGUACGAAGCGGUCAAGGAGGCUCUGGUGGACCAGGCUGAGGACUUCAUAGGACGAGCUCCUGUCCCCUUCAUGGUCCGAGCUACCAGGGGAUACGGCCUGGCCAUCAGUAACGGGGAGCGUUGGCGCCAGCUGCGUCGUUUCACCCUGACCACACUGAGAGACUUUGGGAUGGGCCGUAAGAGGAUGGAGGAGUGGAUACAGGAGGAGAGCCAACAUCUCAUAGACAGUCUGGAUGGCACUAAAGCUGUGCCCUUUGACCCCCAGCCCUUCCUGAGUCGCACCGUGUCCAAUGUCAUCUGCUCUCUGGUGUUCGGCCAGCGCUUCGGCUACGAGGAUGACAACUUCCUGCACUUGCUCAACAUCCUCUCAGCCAUACUGCGCUUUGGAAGCACCCCCUGGGGACAGCUCUACAACAUCUUCCCCUGGCUGAUGGAACGCCUGCCUGGUCGGCAGCAAGUCGUGUUCAGCCAGGUGGACGAGCUGAGAGGCUUUGUGAUGAAAAAUAUCCAUGAGCACCAGGAAACCAUGGACCCAGGCAACCCUAGAGACUUCAUAGACUGCUUCCUUACCAAACUCAACCAGGAGAAGGAUGUGUCCUCCUCUGAGUUCCAUUAUGAGAACCUGGUGUCCACAGUGUUGAACCUCUUCCUGGCAGGAACAGAGACCACCAGCACCACUCUCAGAUACGCCCUCAUAGUGCUCAUCAAAUACCCCAACAUUCAGGAGCACAUGCAGCAGGAGAUCGACACAGUCAUUGGACGACAGCGCGUCCCUCAGAUGGAGGACAGGAAGUCCCUCCCCUUCACAGACGCUGUCAUCCACGAGGUGCAGCGGUUCCUGGACAUCGUCCCGUUCAACAUCCCGCACUACGCCACCAAGAAUAUCUCAUUCAGAGGGUACAAUAUCCCUCAGGGCACUGUGAUAAUUCCCAUGAUUCACUCUGUUCUAAGAGACCAGGACCACUGGGCCACGCCCACAACCUUCAACCCUGAUCACUUCCUGGAUCAGAACGGAAACUUCCAGAAGAACCCCGCCUUCAUGGCCUUCUCUGCAGGUAAACGUGCCUGUGUGGGGGAGUCUCUGGCUCGUAUGGAGAUCUUUCUGUUCCUGGUGUCUCUGCUGCAGCGUUUCUCCUUCUCCUGCCCUGGAGGACCUGACAGCAUUGACCUCAGCCCAGAGUUCAGCAGCUUCGCUAAUGUGCCGCGCCGCUACCAGCUCAUUGCUACCCCCCGCUGACCAGGAGGGGGAACUGCAGCUGUACCAUAGGAUGCGCACUCAGGAGGAGGAGGUGGGAAGAUGAGGGGGAGAUCAAAAUCAAAUCAAAUUUUAUUGGUCACAUACACAUAUUUAACAGAUGUUAUUAUUUGCCAGUAAUAUUUACUGCUUUAUAUGAUAUAUUUUCAUUACCAAAAACAAAACAAAAAAAAAACAUUAACUUAAAACAAAAGAUUAAAAAAACAUGACCUUAAGGGGCUCCUUUUUCUUCAUUGAGGGUCUUUAUAAAACUUUGUCAUGGAAUUUGUAAUUAAUUGUUCAAGGAUGACAUGUUCAUGACAAUACAGUAGCGUACAUAAAGAUAGUGUACAUUAGACCUAUUACUUGACAUGUUAACCUCUUGAUGUGUGGGACACAUAUUGCGCUGCCCUAUUUCUCUAAAUGGCUCAGAGAAGCACAUUGAAGGUAUUUUAACAACCACAGCUAAUUCUGUGAUCUGUAACCCUUUUACAGGCCCCUGACAUUGUUAACUUUUUGUUGCAGAUUGGAAAAUCUGUAUCUGUUGUUUGACAAUAUCUGAUGAAAAAAUUAAUAUGAUAUAUAAAUAGGACAACAUAUGUGCUCUUUCAUUCCCAUUUGACUCCAUGUGAACCAAAUAAAAAGUUUGGCCUCC
This is a messenger RNA of Coregonus clupeaformis (lake whitefish), 2275 nucleotides long. RefSeq names its product cytochrome P450 2F3. NCBI's taxonomy places the organism in Eukaryota, Metazoa, Chordata, Actinopteri, Salmoniformes, Salmonidae. The transcript has a single exon. The coding region runs from base 154 to 1623 and encodes 489 amino acids. Gene Ontology annotation, cellular component: cytoplasm; intracellular membrane-bounded organelle. Gene Ontology annotation, biological process: xenobiotic metabolic process. The record is from RefSeq and is a predicted model, not a curated record. Gene Ontology annotation, molecular function: oxidoreductase activity, acting on paired donors, with incorporation or reduction of molecular oxygen, reduced flavin or flavoprotein as one donor, and incorporation of one atom of oxygen; iron ion binding; heme binding.